UGGCUAAGAUGUUUCAUAGCCAAAAAAGCAAGUUGCAAUGCAUGGGCACGCACCAAACCAACAGAGUCACACGCCCACCACAACCACCAAAUGGCUAGCACACAACUUUCCGACCAAGUUUUCAGGCCAAUCCCUGCCGUGUGCGUCAGUUUGCGGCAACUGAGCACCACCAAACCGAAUAAACUACCAUGCCACCCACGUCCCAAAGCCUUGAAACACAAACACUUGGGGAUUCAAACAGCGCAGAACUACUCAAAGUGGGCUGUUAGACUUAGCUUAGUUGACCAAAUCCCGCCAAAAUCAACCGUCGACAUGGAACGGUUAGUCGAUUUUCUGUACCAGGAUUUAGUGCACUUGUUUGAUGAUCAAGGAAUUGAUCGGACGGCGUAUGAUGAACGUGUGAAGUUCAGGGAUCCAAUCACCAAGCAUGACUCUAUAACUGGCUACUUGUUGAACAUUGCCUUCUUGAAGACAGUCUUCACUCCCAAGUUCCAGUUGCAUUGGGUCAAACAGUCAGGACCAUAUGAAAUCACUACAAGGUGGACUAUGGUUAUGAAAUUCAUCCCUCUGCCUUGGAAACCAGAAUUGAUCUUCACUGGUACUUCUGUUAUGGGAAUCAACCCUGAAACCGGGAAGUUCUGCAGCCAUGUGGACUUCUGGGAUUCCAUAAGGAAGAAUGACUAUUUUUCUGUAGAAGGUUUGUUAGAUGUAUUCAAGCAGCUGAGGAUUUACAAAACUCCAGACUUGGAAACACCAAAAUAUGAGAUACUAAAAAGAACAGCAAAUUAUGAGGUAAGAAAGUACUCCCCUUUUAUAGUGGUAGAAGGAAGUGUAGACAAGCUGUCUGGAUCAGCUGGUUUCAAUGAUGUUACUGGGUACAUCUUCGGAAAGAACUCGAAAAUGGAGAAGAUGCCAAUGACAACUCCAGUGUUCACAGAGGCAUCUGAUGCUGAAUUUUCCAAAGUAUCCAUCAAAGUAUGUCUUCCACUAGACAAGGAUUUAAGCAGUUUACCAGAUCCUAAUGCAGAAACAAUUAGCUUGAAAAAAAUGGAAGAAGGCAUUGCUGCUGUUACCAAGUUCAGUGGGAAGCCUACCGAAGAUGUUGUUCGUGAAAAGGAGAAAUUGCUGCGUGCUAGUCUUAUUAGAGAUGGUCUCAAACCUAAGGCCGGUUGUAUGCUUGCUCGUUACAAUGACCCCGGCCGAACUUGGAGCUUUAUACUGAGAAAUGAAGUGCUGAUAUGGCUGGAGGAAUUCACAUUGGAGUAGCAUGUUCAACAUUGCCUAUUGUUCAACUAACUUUCCUCUUGCGUCAUUUUUCUCCAACACAAAGUUACUACCAUUAUCAGUCAUGGAUUGAGUUGAAGAACAGCUUAGCAUGUGGAGCCAGCUGACUCCGAGACAGUGAUAGAGAGUUGUACACUUUAUAUCCAUGUGAACAACUGGUCAUCAACCUCGUCGAUGGUCCCUCCUCUAAAUUGCCUGCCCUAUUAUACAACAAUACUAGUUCACUUGUAUACCCAGUCAAAUAUAAUAUAAGCUUCUGGCUUUGUUCUUGACGGCUUCUUAACUGUGAUGGGCGGCUCAAUUUUUUUGUAUUUCACUACUCUUCUUGAAUCUCACUUCUCAUAUUUAAUGAGGGUUUGACAUUUUCUUUUCCAAUCAUCAUACUGAUCAUACCAUUUCUAUCGUCA
Rosa chinensis is the source of this 1691-nucleotide messenger RNA. Its product is annotated as heme-binding-like protein At3g10130, chloroplastic. The coding region runs from base 91 to 1266 and encodes 391 amino acids. Lineage: Eukaryota; Viridiplantae; Streptophyta; Magnoliopsida; Rosales; Rosaceae. The record is from RefSeq and is a predicted model, not a curated record. The transcript is spliced from 9 exons.